AUGGCGGCCUCCGGGAGCGGGCCCCGCUGGACCCUGCCGGAUUCUCUCCCGGGAAGCAGGAGCGCUUCGCGCCCCGAGACGCCGUCGAUCCCGCGGCACUGCGACAAUGAGCGUCAGUGUUUCUCGGCGACUUUCCCCUCGGGGCAGAGGACGCAUGAGUCCUUCAGCAGAGCCUCCUCCUACCUGCUGCGGGAGCUCAUCCAGCGCUACCGGCGGCUGGACGCCGAGGAGGAGGAGGACCACUUCGUGGUGCGGGAGGAGGAGGUCAAGAAGGAACUGGUGGAAGCGGAGUACGAGGAGGAGUCCUCGGAUUCCGACAUGCAGAAUCAGGAGGGCUGUGAUUUAGCUGACAUCAGCAUUCUCAGCGAAUACAUCCACCUGCAGAAGUUGGAUCUUUCCAUAAAUAAAAUCGAAGAUUUGUCUUGCGUGAGCUGUAUGCCUUACCUGCUGGAACUGAAUGCUUCUCAAAAUAGACUGACUACAUUCUUCAACUUCAACCCGCCCAGGAAUCUCAAGAAAGUGGAUUUUUCCUACAAUCAAAUCUCCGAAAUGACGGAUCUGUCUGCUUACCAGGCUCUCACGAAGCUGAUUUUGGACAACAACCAAAUUCAGGAAAUCAAAGGGCUCGAGCUCUGCUGUAACUUAACUCACCUGAGCUUGGCCAGAAACAAGAUCACGACAAUCGACGGCUUGAGCAUGCUCCCAAUCAAGAACCUUUGCCUGAGCAACAACCAGAUUGAGAAGAUCACAGGUCUGGAGGAGCUGAAAGUGCUGCAGAAAUUGGAUCUGUCCAACAAUCAGAUCAGCAGCCUCCAAGGCUUGGAGAACCAUGACCUCUUGGAAGUGCUCAACCUGGAGGAGAACAAGAUUGAGGAGCUGCGUGAAAUAGAAUACAUUGAAAAGCUACCUCUCCUGCGAAUUCUCAAUCUUCUACGGAACCCCAUUCAGGUGUCAGCGGUGAACAUGUACGACCCUCCACCAGAAGUGCUCGCGGCGCAAGACCACCUGACCCACAUCGUGAAUAGCAUGAUGCAGCCACAGAGGAUCUUCGACAGCACCCUGCCGAGUCUGGAUGCUCCCUACCCCAUGCUGAUCCUGGCCGGGCCUCAAGCCUGUGGGAAGCGAGAGCUGGCCCACCGGCUCUGCAGACAGUUCAGCACUUACUUCAGAUACGGGGCCUGCCACACAACAAGACCUCCGUACUUCGGUGAAGGGGAUCGAGUUGACUAUCAUUUUGUGUCCCAGGAAGUCUUUGAUGAGAUGCUAAAUAUGGGGAAGUUCAUUCUGACGUUCAACUACUGCAAUCACAAUUACGGGCUGAACCGGGACACCGUGGAAGGCAUCGCCAGAGACGGUUUGGCGAGCUGUAUUCACAUGGAGAUAGAGGGCGUACGAAGUUUGAAAUGCACCUAUUUUGAGCCUCGCUACAUCCUGGUGGUGCCCAUGAACAAGACCAAGUACGAGGGCCACCUCCGGAGAAAAGGCCUCUUCAGCCGAGCAGAGAUCGAGCUUGCCGUCUCCCGGGUGGACCUGUACAUUAAAGUCAACCAGACAUUCCCAGGAUAUUUCGACGCAAUCAUCAAUGCAGACGACAUGGAGGUGGCCUACCAGAGGCUGAGUCAGCUCGUCAAAGAAUACCUGGGCUUGACCGAGGAGCCCACCAAGGGCUUGGCGCCAACCACAGGAGCUCCCUCUAGCAAGAUGACUCUCUCGGGGGUCCCAGCCCACCUGGUCCCAUCCCCACGGCGCUUGGCAAAACUACAGGCAGACGGACAGAUGACAGAGCACCUCUCUGGAAGCCCCCCAAAGGCACCUGAAAGUCAGACCCUCGCCCAGAACCAGGAGUCAACUACGGAGGGGGAGACCCUGAAGGAAGAAGCCCUUCCCAGUAGUCAAGCCGACCCAGAACCCCCUCCACAGCACCCCAGCGAGUCGGGACUUGGGGCUCCCCACCUGGCCAGAGACUCAACCCCAGACCAGAAGGAAGAGGACACUCCACAGCCAGCUCCUUCCCCCAAAGGCAAUGAGGUGCCACCUUCCCAGGUGAAAACCAGUGAGCCAGGGCCUUCUCCCACCAGCCUUCCCCAGGUGCCCGCACAGUCCAACCAGGAUGAGGAGUCGGGGGAGGCCACAGUGGCCCCCAGCAGCCCACCCCCGCCUCCCAACGAUUCUCAGAAACCUCCAAACGGGAAAAGCGCCAAAGCAAACGCUGUCCGAGUCAGCACCCCCUACCCAGAACUGCCGCAUGCCCAAGGCUCGUCCACAGACACGAAGCAGACCCAGGACAGGGAUGAGCCCGGGGCUUUGCGCCCAAAGGGCCAGCUGGCCCCCACCAGGCUGCCGCAGCCUCGGACCCUGGCUCCCCUGCAGAGCCCCAGGCCCACACCCAAGCUCCUGUCGCCCAGUAGGGAGGGCGGAACGGGCUCUGAUCAAACCCGGACGCCCUCUCCCAGGCAUGCGUCAGCUCAGGAAGGAGACAGCGGCAAGCUUCCUCCAAUCAGCCCUUCCCAACCUAAGCACCCCCCAAACCGGAGCCCCAACUCAGCUCCCAACCCCCAGGCAGUUCAGGAAGAGGUGAGACUCCCACCCAUCAGCCCGGCCAGCCAGGAGUCCGCCUCCCAGCACAGCCCCCAGGCGCCCCAGGACCCGGAGGCCCAGAAAGUCAAGCUGCCUCCGCUUUCCAACCCCUCAGAGCCAGCACCGCUCCAGGCCCAGGGAGCAGCUCAGCGGUUCACCACACCCACCAGGGAAAAGAAGAACACCCCCAGGAGGAAGAUUCCAGACAAGCUGGCCUCCCCACAAAGCCAGGAGUCAACGGGGGCUAGAAAAAAAAAACUCCCUAUCCCAAGAGAGACACCUAAAGGGUCCGACCAUCUGAGGAAGGCCGCGCCUGGGGGUCGUCGGCUAGAAUCCCAUAGGAAGUACACUACCACAAAGGUGCCUGUCCGGCAGGACCCCAGCCCUCCCCGGAGCCCUGCGGAGAGCACGUCAGGAGAGGUCCAGGAAGGCCAGAGCGCCCCUGAACUACCGCUGGGGGAGCCUCUCUCCGGGGAGGCCCAAGAGCAAAGUGAGCCAGCCCCCCAACCCGGAUCGAAGGCCCAGCUCAAAAGAAAGGAACCAUUGCACAAGAGGGGCAGGCCUCUGAAGAGAGGCCAGGCUUCUGAGCCCCCCGAGCCCCAAGGCGAGGCCCCUGGCCCACUGCCUGCCACAGAGACACAAGCCCCCAAGGGGACUGACCUGACCAGGGAAGGCUCUGUCCAUAGGGACAAGGCAGCUGCAUCCCAGCAGCUGGCCAGAGAGAGAAGGACCCAGAAACGGGACCCAAGCCUGGCCGCUGCUCAGAGCCAGCUGCCCAAUGAGAGUCAGGACAUCAGAAGGGGACGCCUGCGAGCCAGGGGCAGCCAGAGCACCAAGAUGUAG
Echinops telfairi (small Madagascar hedgehog) is the source of this 3420-nucleotide messenger RNA. RefSeq names its product leucine rich repeats and guanylate kinase domain containing (gene LRGUK). Gene Ontology annotation, molecular function: protein binding; GMP kinase activity. Bases 1 to 3420 code for a protein of 1139 amino acids. The record is from RefSeq and is a predicted model, not a curated record. NCBI's taxonomy places the organism in Eukaryota, Metazoa, Chordata, Mammalia, Afrosoricida, Tenrecidae. Gene Ontology annotation, cellular component: cytosol. The transcript is spliced from 14 exons.